AUGACGACCCACAACGAGCUAUGGUUGACUUAUCACCAAGCGUCACGCUGCAACAAGCCAGCGACGACUCAGUUGGUGGAACUUGAGUUUCAGAAUGAGAAGUUGACUGACUUGGAGGAUGUGCUCGAGCAUUUAUUCCGCCAGGGAUUCAUCGAGGCCCAGCAUCGGUCGCUGUCAUAUUGGGAGAACCACAGCGGGCAGCGACUCAGCCCAGGUCAUGCUCUAGAAGAACUGCUGACGGAAGGUGAAGGCAAAUGCCCCCAGUCUGCUCUUAGGCUGAUCAUUGCCGAUUGUCCGUCCCAUUUGUGGUUCAGUUAUGUCUAUACUCACAAGAGUGCGGCGCCCGCCGUGACGCAGCGCGUUAAAUUUUGUCAUGCCCAUGAGGCAAAGCUUGAAAUCAUAGCCCACCUCACCAACCACAUUUUUCGUAAUGGCUAUCUUCCCGCACGAUAUCGGGCAGUGGUGACUUGGCAGGGUACUUGUGGAAGGAAGAUAGAAGAACACGAGAACCUUGAUGCUCUGCUUACCGCAGGAGAGGGUCUCUCCGAAACUUCGCCCCUACGUCUUAUUAUAGGUAAGUUUCGUAGUUGUCAGUUCUGCUGA
Molecule: messenger RNA, 603 nt
Organism: Suillus subaureus
Lineage: Eukaryota; Fungi; Basidiomycota; Agaricomycetes; Boletales; Suillaceae
Exons: 2
Coding region: 1-603 (200 amino acids)
Source: RefSeq, a predicted model, not a curated record